Molecule: messenger RNA, 1890 nt
Organism: Haemonchus placei
Lineage: Eukaryota; Metazoa; Nematoda; Chromadorea; Rhabditida; Trichostrongylidae
Source: the annotation of a GenBank genome assembly
AUGAAUGGUAUUUCAGCGAACUCGUCGUCAUCUUUACACUGGAGCGCGGACAUGGCCGAGCAGGCUUCGCUGUCACUUCAGAUGUAUCUACCAUUUGAGAGUACAAACGCUAUGUUGGAUGUAUUGAAUAAUACCUCUGUUCGUGUGAACACACUAGAACCAAUUGAUUCACUAGGAAGUGGUGUCAACGACUUGAGGACGAUGCGGAGUCCAUCAAAGAAUGUGCCACGUUCGUCGUCGUUCCAUGCCGGUUCGCCCUCUACGAGUCCACGAAAUGAGCAACUCUCGCGACUUCUUCGAACAUUCGAACGGGAAAAAAUCCGUGACCGUGAAGCGGCCGAUAGCCAUAUGGCUAGGCUCAAGGCGCGUAUCCACGACCUGGAGCGAAUCAACGAUCAACAACAGAUGACUGAGAGGGAGAUACGCGACCGCCUACAAGAACUUCAACGCCGUAACGAGACAUUGGUCAGAAUUUCAUUGCAGAAUGUCGAGUUGAAGAAAUGCGAGAGAGAAAAAGAGCAGCUGAAUCAAACUGUUGUCGAACUGCAGGCUCUGACAGAUCGUUUGACGUUAGAAAAUCUCCGAAAUGAACAUCAAGCGAAAGAUCAGAAGGAGCUGGCCGAACACCGAAAGAAACAGUACGAUCAGCAAAUAUCCGCUCUAGAAGAGUCGAUUCGAGCGCUGACUGAACGAUGUAACGCGUUAGCGGCAGACAUCAAGGAGAAGGACAAGCAGCUGCGCGAGAAAACCAAAAGGAUACAAGAAAUCGAAGAUCGAAACUCUCAAUUGCAACCGGAAGCGUUGCUGGAAAAGAUAAUGAACGAAUAUCAGCUAAGACGAAAAGAAGAAGAAAAGCGAAAGGAAGCUAAUGAGAUUUUCAAUAGAAAAAUCACAAAAUAUCACGAACAGUUGUUAGCGUCAUUUCCUCGUCUGGAGGAACAACGCCGACGUCUUGAAACAGAAAAAGAACAGGCUGUAGAGGAAAGCGAGCAGUUACGUAGAGAGAUCUCACGGCUCAGGGAGAAAACCUGCGCCGAAUGCUGCAUAUGUCUAGCCACUAAGCCAUGCGUACUGUUUCUGCCAUGUCGUCAUAUGGUCAUCUGUGAUAACUGCCAUGCUGAAUCGACGAUUACAGAAUGCCCAACAUGUCGUACACGAGUCGUAUCUAUCACCGUCAGCAUGUCAUCGUUUCCUUCAACGGCUUAUUCAACUGCUCAGUCAAAAUGGAUAGGAAAAGACCACAUCGUUGCUCCGACCAUAGCUCAUGCUCUCCAGAAUUGGGAACUUAUUAAAGGGAAAAAAGUAUUCGAUGUUGGUUGUGGAACUGAAGUAUUCGGUAUGGACAAUUCAGAAGAAAUGAUCAAAAUAGCUCGUAGCAAGUACGGAGACGUCAAAGGCCUACGAUUCGAACACGGAUCCAUAGCCGAAACGGCAGUUAGUGAUUUCGAUGUAGCUGUGGCCUUUUUUGUGUUGCAAUUCAUGAAGGAUGAGGAUGAACUCACCAAAGCAAUUCAAAAUAUCUCGAAAAGCUUGACCAACGAUGGUGUAUUCGUAAUUCUUAUUCCUAAUGGUGUGAAGGAUUUCAAUCCAAAACGAGAAGAAGGGAUCAAAUUCGGAGCUGCUAUCAAUUUGGAUCCACAUACAGAACUCCGUGAUGGCCUAAGACUUUACGUGGAAUUUUUCGACAAGGAAGAAGUCGUUGGGAAAUCUCAGGUGACAUUCUUCUUCAAUGAAACCUACGAACGAAUUCUGAAAAGUGCAGGGUUCCAAAGGGUUGAAUUUCUACAACCGGUCAUCUCGGAAGAAGGUCUCAAACUAUACGGGAAAGAAUUCUUCCAUUCAUUUCUCAAUCCGCCGAAGGACAUCAUCAUUAGAGCUUUCAAACGAUGA